This is a messenger RNA of Sturnus vulgaris (Common starling), 4771 nucleotides long. RefSeq names its product spectrin repeat containing nuclear envelope family member 3 (gene SYNE3). Gene Ontology annotation, molecular function: actin filament binding. Gene Ontology annotation, biological process: nuclear migration. The record is from RefSeq and is a predicted model, not a curated record. Lineage: Eukaryota; Metazoa; Chordata; Aves; Passeriformes; Sturnidae. Gene Ontology annotation, cellular component: nuclear outer membrane; meiotic nuclear membrane microtubule tethering complex; cytoplasm.
UUCCAUUCAGCGAAAUUGUGCAGCAGAGGUAUUUCCUGAAAGUAUCAGCUAACCUCCUUUUUGUCUUGCAUGAUUGUAACUGAGAGCAGAAUCUAGAUUAGUGUGUCAGUCUGUGAAGGGAAUUUCCUGCUAGAGACCUUGAGAGAAAAAAAAAGAAGUGGAAAAUAAGGAAAAUUAUUAUGAUGUUAGAUCAUGAGUUAAUGAUUUCUAAAAUCUCAGCUCUGAUGUACCUGUCUGCACUUUUACUUCUUGCUGGUCUUCAUCCUGUGUAUUCUUGACUAGUUCCCAUUCAGCAAAUAUCUGUCAGGCAUAAUAAUUUCAAGCAUUAAUCCUUACAGGAAUUAACCAGCUUGUUAGUUGAUGACCUGAACUAGAUAGUUUAUGGGGAUUAUUGCUAUUUAAAUCUCACCUACGUUUUAAGCAGAGGCAACAUGCCCUGCUUGGGUUUCUUUUAUUUCUUUUUUUUUAUUUUUUUUUUCUGCACUGAUGUAGCUUUGGAUUGCCAUCUCCUCUUUCACUCCCGCAGCACGGGAGGAGGCAGAGAGGAAGUCCUGUGCUUCCUCCUGCAUUAGUAAGGAGGAAGCCACUGGUUUCUCUUCGUGCCAGACUUGCUCGUGCUGCCAGCUGUGCCGAAUUGCUGCUCUAACACCCAGUGGAUGCCGGGCUGGAUUGUGGUUGCCAUGCUAGGAACCCACCAGGGAGCUUUGAUGGAAUCACCACAGACUUUUACCUACCCUUUUUACCAGAUUCCCCAGGAUUUUGCUUCUUCAAAUGCGAUGACUCAGCAGCUACAGGAUGAAUUUGACAGUAGUGUGGAGAAUGCAGAAGCUUGGAUGAAGGCCAUCCAAGAGAGACUGAGGAUCAAUGACAACACCAAAGGACCUCGAUCUGCCCUAGAAGCCAGACUGAGAGAGACUGAGAAAAUACGUGCACUGGAACCAGAAGGCAGCUUGAAAAUGGAUUUGAUUCUUGUGAAGGCAGAUGCUGCUCUUCGCAGCAUCGGUGAGGAUAAGAAGCAUGAGGUGCUCUCUAAACUAAAAGACAUUAAAGCCUUGUGGGAAGAGACAGCCAUAUACAUUACUCACUGCCACAGCCGCAUUGAGUGGGUCUGGCUGCACUGGAGCGAGUACCUGAAAGCCCAAGAUGAGUUUUACACAUGGAUUCACAACAUGAGAGUGACCUUGGAGCCUGACAUUGAGUUGCAGCUUGGCUUAAAGGAGAAGCAGUGGCAGCUGAGCCAUGCUCAGGUUUUGCAGAAUGAUGUCCUAAAUCAGUCAGUCCUGCUGGAAAGGUUGCUGGAGGAAGCUGCUUCGUUGUUCAGCAGGAUAGGUGACUCCAGCGUUGAUGAGGAUGCUCAGAAGAAAAUGAGGGUGGAAUAUGAAGGAAUCAGACAAGAAGCUCAGAACAGAGUGAAACUGCUUGAAACCAUAACCAAGGAACAUGAGCACUACAGCACCAAUGUCAACCAGUUUCAAUCGUGGCUGAAUGGUGUCACAGAGAGAUUAAACUGCUGCAUUGGAGAAAAAACCAAGUCUUCAGCAGAGGACAAGCUAAAGGCACUGAAGGAAAUUGCCAAAGACAUUAGGAGUGGUGGAAAAAAAUGGAAGCACCUUGAAAGUCAGUGUGCAGAGGUGAUUCAGAAUACCUCUCCACUUGGAUCUGCAAGACUGAAGGAUGAACUUGAAGAGCUAAGAAAAGCCUUAGAGAAGUUGAAACUGCUGAGCAGUCAGGAGGAGGAGAGAUUGCUCAAAAUCCAACAGUCUGAAAGUGCCUAUGAGUCCCAAGUCAGACAAUUAGAAGCAGACAUCCAGAAGCUGAGAACAGAUCUACAGAGACUGGAAAAUGAUCUGGACCCUGGGGAAGGGGAAAAGACUGAAGAUGAGUUUGUAACUCUUUGGAAAAAAUGCAAUGCAACAAGAGCAGCUCUGGCUGCAGAAGAGUCAAAGAUUGAGAGGCUGAAGGCUCAGCUUAAGGAUCUGCUACGGUUUUCCCAAGAUGUGCAGCCACACGCUGAGAGUGUUGUCUCUGUAAUACACCAGUAUCAAAGUGUUAGAGGCAAGACUUCUAAAAUGAGCACUGAUACAGAAACCCAACUGAGAAGACUGAUCCAAAAUCCCCUGCAAAGUUUUGAGCAGUGGAAGCCAUCGGUCCAGAUGCUCCUGGAGACUCCAGAGCCAGAACUGGCUCACAUUGAGGCUGCUCUAGCUGAAAGCUCCCAGUUCAAAGAGAAGUUAAUGACAUUACAGCUAAAGAAAGAUUUGCUAAACAAUGUCCUUGGUGAGGAAAAAGCAGAGUCUUUCCUUCAAGAAGUAGCUGAAGCUUCAAAGGAGAGAGAAAUUCUACACAAAAGUCUGCUGCAAAGCAAGAGCAAACUCCAGAAUUUGAUAUUGCAACAUAAGAACUUUGAUGCUGGUUUUGCACCAUUGCAGAAGAAAUUAUCUGCCAUCAAAGCCAAAUUAGAUCUGGAGAAGGAACCACGGCCUGACCUCUUGGGUAAAAAGACACAACUCCAGAGACUCCAGAUGAUCCAGGAUGACUUGGCAGAGCUUGCAAUUCACAUGGAGGAGGUAGAGAAGCUUGUUCAGUCAAAUACCACUCACAGGCAUGAAAUGAACCAACUUUCAUCUGACUCUCAGGCCCUGAAGAGAUCACUGGAGGUGAUGAUACAGCAGAGUGAAGACCAUGUUCAGAAGCAUUGGGCAUAUAAUGACAAACUGUCUGAUCUCCAGCAGUGGAUCUCAAUAACCAGGGAGAAGAUUGACUCCUGCCAGGAUGUUGAUGGAGAGCAGAACAUAGAGGGCAGGCUGGAAGACCUGGAGAGACUGCUAGCUGAGUUUCCUGAUAAGGAGAUCCAGCUGCACCUUGUGGAAGCUCAUGGCCAGCUGGUCAUGGAGAAUUCUUCCCCAGAGGAGACUGCCCAUGUGCAGGCAGAGCUGGAUCAGCUGAAAGAGUCGUGGAAAUCACUGAAGGAGAUGGCAACUGGCCUCCUCAAAAAGUGGCAGUUAAACAGACCAGUGGGUGACAAGAAGAAGAAAGGAGCAUUUGUGGACAGCAGAUGGAUGUCUAGACCUGCUUUCCACCUUUUUGAUGUCGAUCCCAGCCAUAAGCAGGAGAAGAUGAGAGAAGGGCAAAGUAUAAGCAGCCACUUGAAGCUCCUACAUGACUUUGAAGAGUGGCUACGAGGGGAAAACACCAAACUGACCAAAAUUCUUGCUGGUACUCCAUCUUCUGCAGAGGAAAUUAAGGCACACCAGAGCAAACUUGAGGAGCUGCAGUCUCGUGUGCCUCAUGGUCAGCAUCUCUUUGAGGACCUCCUUCAUCUUCAUCCUGUCAUUGGGAGCUCUGAAGACCUGGAGGACCUGCGUUACCGAUGGAUGCUCUACAAAUCUAAGCUGAGAGAGUCCCUGAGUUCACCUGAGAGUGCUGGAUCUUUGGAGGAACCAGACAGAUUCAGAAAGAAGCGUUCAGGAGGCGUGUGCUCAUACCUGCAUCGUGUGUGCCGGGCAGCACUGCCCCUGCAGCUGCUCCUCCUGCUGCUCCUGCUCCUGGCCUUCCUCCUGCCCCUGGCAGAAGAGACCCACAGCUGCACUCUGGCCAACAACUUCGCUCGCUCCUUCAAGCUGAUGCUGAGAUACGACGGCCCUCCUCCAACAUAAGCCCUUGGCAUGGCACGAGGUGACUGGCAGAAGUGCAGGCUCUUUGUUUUUAAUUGCAGCUGUUGUAGAUUUUAGGGUUUUUAACGCGGCCAUCACGUCAGCUGGGUAGAUCACAUAAUUGCAACGUAAAAUUAACCCACUUUAAUCAGGUAUUUGAGCAAAAUUGAUAUUUUUACAAUUUUUUUAUCAUUGUAUUUAUAAUAUGUAUAUAGAGAUUAUGUAUGUAUGUAUAUAUAUAUGUAUAAAUGCAUAUCUGUAAUUGAACUAACAACCGCCAUCCUCUCAUCCACUGAUUAAGGAUAAUUCUGCAAUGUUUCUGCCAUCUUUCAGCAAGCAAUACUGAAAGAUGGUAUUGUGGGAUUUUUCCCAUAAGGUUCUUGUUUACAACAUAAGUCAGAGCAAGUAUGAGAACAUGUGAUCAUGCACCAGAGUGUAAACUGGAGAGCAGUAGAAUCAUGUUUGAAUAGAGUGGUUGACAUUCAGCCCAGGGAAGAUUUGGACUAUUCCCUUUGAAAUCUUGAGCUGGUUUUUCAGUAUCUGGAUACAGGGAUUGCAGAAGCGAAUAGAAAUGUUUCUACUGACUUCAGCAGGAGUGGGGGUGGACCUCCUCUUGUUCUUAUUUUUUACCAGAUUUCUUUUCCAAUUACUGUAUUUUCCAGCCCACCUGAAUCAGGAGAGGUGGAAUACAGUGGGAAGAAAGCUAGAAAAGAAUAUAUUUUUUUAGCAUCUCUCUAGCAGGAGAACUUUUAAAAUCACGUCAUAAUUUUCUGAACAAAUGUGUGAGCACUGAACAAAACCUCGUAUCACCAAUCUUGUCUAUAAAAAAAGAGUGGGUUUUUUGUUAGUUUUUUUGUGUUUGUGAGGUUUUGUGGUUUGGUUUUUUGGGUUUUUUACUUUAUAAAGAGGCAUUUGGUAACGGAUUAUAAAGCCUAAACAGUGGGAUACAGCCUGGCUCAGUGUCAGUAAAGCAAAAGUUGGAAGUACUUUAAUAAUACCACCCUGGAAACAAGAUUCCUACCUAGUAUUCUUUUGUAUUAAUGGUUUACUGAAACUGUGUAAACUGAUUGUAUCAAAGACAGUCAAGCAUAGAUUUCUAUGUAAUCUAAACUCUAAAA